AUGGGAGACAAUAUGACAUCUAUUACAGAAUUCACCCUACUGGGAUUUCCCCUUGAACCAAAGAUUCAGAUGACUCUCUUUGGGCUCUUCUCCCUAUUCUACAUCUUCACCCUGCUGGGGAAUGGAGUCAUCUUGGGGCUCAUCUCCCUAGACUCCAGACUUCACACCCCCAUGUACUUCUUCCUCUCACACCUGGCUUUGGUUGACAUAGCCUAUGCCUGCAACACAGUGCCCCAGAUGUUGGUGAACCUCCUCGACCCAGCUGAGACCAUCUCCUUUGCUGGCUGUCUCACACAGACCUUUCUCUUUUUGACCUUUGCUGUCGCCGAGUGUCUUCUCCUGCUGGUGAUGUCUUAUGAUCGCUAUGUGGCCAUCUGCCGUCCUCUGCAUUAUUCUGUUAUCAUGAGCUGGAGAGUUUGCAUCACCCUGGUGGUGACUUCCUGGGCAUGUGGAGUGUUUCUGUCCACGAUUCAUCUAGUGUUACUUCUACCCUUACCUUUCUGUCGAUCCCAGAAAAUUAAUCACUUUUUCUGUGAGAUUAUGGCUGUUCUCAAACUUGCCUGUGCAGACACUCACAUUAAUGAGAUCAUGGUGAUCGCUGGAGCAACUUCAGUGCUCGUGGGACCCUUCUCCUUUAUUGUGAUCUCAUAUAUGUGCAUCCUCUGUGCCAUACUUAGAAUCCAGUCAGGAGAAGGUCGAAGAAAGGCCUUUUCUACCUGCUCCUCCCACCUCUGUGUGGUUGGACUGUUUUAUGGCACAGCAAUUAUCAUGUAUGUUGGGCCUCGAUAUGGAAGACCCAAGGAGCAGAAGAAGUAUCUUCUAUUGUUUCACAGUCUUUUUAAUCCCAUGCUCAACCCUCUUAUAUACAGUCUUAGGAACUCAGAAGUGAAAAAUAGUUUGAAAAGAUUGCUUGGAGUAGAGAGAGUUUUAUGA
Molecule: messenger RNA, 933 nt
Organism: Erinaceus europaeus (western European hedgehog)
Lineage: Eukaryota; Metazoa; Chordata; Mammalia; Eulipotyphla; Erinaceidae
Product: olfactory receptor 2A7
Exons: 1
Coding region: 1-933 (310 amino acids)
Biological process (GO): G protein-coupled receptor signaling pathway
Cellular component (GO): membrane
Molecular function (GO): G protein-coupled receptor activity; olfactory receptor activity
Source: RefSeq, a predicted model, not a curated record